AAAAAAAAAUAAAAUAAAAUAAAUAGAAUUUAUUAUACGGAGAAAAAAAAAUCUUAUUUAGUAUAAAGAAUGAAUUAAUGGAACAAAUGCAGCAGAGCAUUUCUAAAUAACCUUAAUUACUAUAAUAAACAAUGCUAUGCUCCAUAAAGAUGAAUCAUAAAGGCUACAUAUUUAGAGUAAAGAGAGGGUUCAAGCAUCUUUACUUAUCCCUUUUAUUUUCCAUUCUUAAACGGUAUAGGCCCGAGAUUAAAUCUUUAUUUUAUACUGAUAAGCUGAUGGGAAAUCAAAAAUUCGAGAUAUAAUUGCUUAGGCAUUCCUUCGAAAGUUAUAAAGAAUUACGCUUACCAUUUAAUCAUCUUCUCCUCCCCUCCUUUUUUUUUGACUACUAGAACACUAUAGAUGUUGUGGAAAAGUGCCUUACAACACUCAUCAUACUCAAACUUGAUAUAUUCUUGACAACCUUUUUUUUUUUUUUAAA
Molecule: messenger RNA, 478 nt
Organism: Cokeromyces recurvatus
Lineage: Eukaryota; Fungi; Mucoromycota; Mucoromycetes; Mucorales; Mucoraceae
Exons: 1
Coding region: 132-302 (56 amino acids)
Source: RefSeq, a predicted model, not a curated record